This is a messenger RNA of Dibothriocephalus latus, 549 nucleotides long. Lineage: Eukaryota; Metazoa; Platyhelminthes; Cestoda; Diphyllobothriidea; Diphyllobothriidae. The record is from the annotation of a GenBank genome assembly.
AUGAUCUUUCCACCUUUCCCCCCCGCCUACUGUCGUGAGGAGACCCGAUUGGAGUCCCCACCGGCGCCUGACAUCAAUCAGGUUCUCCAACCACAGACAUUUACCAUUGACCCCUUUCUGUGCUCUACAGUUCUGCCUCAUCCUCCCUCUACUUCGCAAGCCCCUCCUUUUCCGUCAGUCCUUCGUACGCCAGCUGUCAGUCUCGGAAGGAGCCAGUCACAUGGUGGUCAUACUAACCUUCCUCGCCCUAACACUCUCCCCCAUCCUCCAGCCCCCAUUGCAGGUCGUUCCUCGACCCGGGAACAACUGGCAGCCCCCACCGAAAGUUCAUCUGGUUUUUCCGCCUUUCGUUCCGCUUGGCCCUUCCAGCGCCAGUCUAAUUCCCUGUCGCCAGCGGUGACGCUAGUCGGAGACCGCAUCCUCCAACCUGUGCUUGUGAUAGAGGACCAACUGUCCAACAACGACCGUCCACCUCCUCACUACGCCAGUAGUGAACGACUGCAAACAAUAUAUCCACCCUGUCCAUUCCAGAUGACUGGCGGAAGAUAA